CGCGAUCCCCGGAUUUCAGGCAGAUUGGUGGCCGGACUUGAGGCCUCUUCUGUACAGACAGAACCCAGAUGGGAUGGUCUUACUGAGUAGGCCCAGCUUUCAGGCGGAGGACAGCUACGGCAUUGUCGGGGGCAACUUUCCUGCUCUCGAACUGAUGGCAAUGUACACUGCUGCAGCGAUGCACGACUACGACCACCCGGGCAGGACCAAUGCCUUCUUAGUCACUACCUUUGCUGAAAAUGCGAUCCUGUACAACGACCGGUCGGUGCUGGAGAGUCACCACGCGGCCGCGGCGUGGAAGCUAUUCCUCUCCGACCGCCGCUACAACUUCCUCUGUCACUUGGAGAAGGCAGAGUUCAAGCGCUUUCGCUACAUCGUCAUCGAAGCCAUCCUUGCCACCGACCUUAAGAGACACUUUGAGUUUCUCGCCGAUUUCAAUGCAAAGAUUGAGGAUGAGACGUCCUGUAUUGACUGGAACGCCGAGGCCGACCGCCUUCUCAUGCUGCAGAUGUGUAUUAAGCUAGCGGACAUCAACGGCCCUUGCAAGCGGCGUGACCUGCAUGUGCAGUGGACGGAGCGCAUCACGGACGAGUUCUAUGAGCAGGGAGGUGAGGAAGCAGCGCUCGGUCUUCCAAUAUCUCCCUUCAUGGACCGUAACAAUUGCCAGGUUGCUAAGCUGCAAGAAUCCUUCAUAAACCACCUGGUGGCACCUCUUUGUACUGCGUAUGGAAAUGCUGGGUUACUGCCGGGUCAAUGGUCGGAGAGUGACGUAUCGGACAGUGAGAGUGAUGUAGACAUUUCAAAUGGAGACUCUGCGAAAGAUGACACUACUGAUGCUGAUGUAACUGGGGGGAAAGAAGUAAAAGAACGAUGUAAAGUUAAGAAACAGGGCAGGAAAAUGUGGAGCCCUCUGAGUAAGCAUCUAAAAGAAAACCAUGAACAUUGGGUAUCACGGAUAAAGGAAGAGGAGAGAAGUAAGGACAUGUCUUCCCACCAGGACCAGCCUGAAUCCGAUUUAAAGGAGACAGAGAUGGAGACUAUAGUAGAGGAAACUGAACGAUCAUCUGUCUCAUCAUCUGUAGAUAAUCAGAAAAAUGAGGAGGUUCAAGACAGUGGCGCCACCUCUGGGGAUGAUGGUACAUUUUCUCCCAACAAGGCUGAAGAGUCGUGAGAUCGUGAUGAAUGCAGAAUACCCAUCGGUAGUCUGAGCUGCCAGUCCAUCACUUCCGGCAAUGAUUGCGGAACAAUAUAACACAGACGAUAUUUCUCUUCAUACAUAACACAAGUUACUGGAGCCACUUUCUGCCAUUAACACGUGGCUAAAGGGGGGCUUAUGUCGG
Priapulus caudatus is the source of this 1340-nucleotide messenger RNA. RefSeq names its product cGMP-inhibited 3',5'-cyclic phosphodiesterase B-like. The transcript is spliced from 9 exons. Gene Ontology annotation, biological process: signal transduction. Lineage: Eukaryota; Metazoa; Priapulida; Priapulimorpha; Priapulimorphida; Priapulidae. Gene Ontology annotation, molecular function: 3',5'-cyclic-AMP phosphodiesterase activity. The record is from RefSeq and is a predicted model, not a curated record. The coding region runs from base 74 to 1171 and encodes 365 amino acids.